This is a messenger RNA of Perognathus longimembris pacificus (Pacific pocket mouse), 1264 nucleotides long. It is a transcript of the gene Serpinb10, whose product is annotated as serpin family B member 10. NCBI's taxonomy places the organism in Eukaryota, Metazoa, Chordata, Mammalia, Rodentia, Heteromyidae. The record is from RefSeq and is a predicted model, not a curated record. Gene Ontology annotation, molecular function: serine-type endopeptidase inhibitor activity. The transcript has 8 exons. Bases 41 to 1234 code for a protein of 397 amino acids. Gene Ontology annotation, biological process: negative regulation of endopeptidase activity.
GCCAAUUCUGCUCCAGCAGAGAGGAACAAGGUUUUUCCCAAUGGACUCCCUAGCAACAUCAAUAAACCGAUUUGCCCUGGAGUUUAGCAAAAAGUUAGCUGAAUCUGCUGAAGGGAAAAACAUUUUCUUUUCUCCUUGGGGCAUCUCGACUUCCUUGGCGAUGGUAUAUUCAGGUACCAAAGGAGCCACCUCAGCCCAGAUGGCACAGGUGCUUCAGUUUAACAGAGGCAGAGAUCUCAAAUCUGGUCCUGAAAGUGAGAAGAAAAGGAAAAUGGAAUUCAACUCAGGCAAGGUGGACGGCAUACACUCUGACUUCCAGUCGCUUAUUGCAGAAAUCCUCAAGCCUGGCAACUCCUACAUACUUAAAACAGCCAAUAGGGUCUAUGGAGAGAAGACAUACCCAUUUCUCAGUAAAUACUUUGAAGACAUGAAAACGUAUUUUGGUGCAGAGCCACAGUCUGUUAAUUUCAUGGAAGCUCCUGGCCAAAUCAUAAAGGAGAUCAACUCUUGGGUUGAGAAUCAAACCGAGGGUAAAAUUCUGGAUCUUCUGCCUGAUGGCUCUGUGGAUGCCCUGACCCGGAUGGUCCUGGUGAACGCCCUGUACUUCAAAGGAACCUGGGAACAGCCGUUCUCAGCACAGAACACCACAGCAAAGCCUUUCAGGGUAAACAAGACUACAAGCAAACCAGUGCAAAUGAUGUUUCUGAAGGAGAAACUUCCAGUCUUUCACAUUGAGCAGCCGCGAGCCACAGGCCUUCAACUCCACUAUGCCAGCCGUGACCUAAGCCUGCUCGUACUCCUGCCUGAAGAUGUUGAGGGACUGGGACAGCUGGAAGAGGCCAUCACCUAUGAGAAGCUGAAUGAGUGGACCAGCGAAGACAUGAUGGAGCUGUAUGAAGUGCAGCUGCACCUGCCCAAGUUCAGGCUAGAGCAGAGCUACGACCUCAAGUCUGCCCUGAGCAGCCUGGGGAUGAGUGACGUCUUCAGCCAGGGGAAAGCGGAUUUCUCAGGGAUGUCUUCAGAGAGAAACCUUUGUCUGUCCAAUGUGUUCCACAAAGCUUUUGUAGAAAUCAACGAAGAAGGCACAGAGGCUGCGGCUGGCACUGGGAGCGAGGUGAAAUUCCGAAUGAAACUCCCCUCUAUUGAGUACAAUGCGGAUCACCCGUUCAUCUUCCUCAUCAGGCACAACAAAAGCAAGAGCUUCAUCUUCUAUGGAAGGUUCUCCUCCCCCUAGACCCCUCAACCCCUGUGUCUCUCAGCGAAG